Messenger RNA from Durusdinium trenchii, 1306 nucleotides. Lineage: Eukaryota; Dinophyceae; Suessiales; Symbiodiniaceae. The record is from the annotation of a GenBank genome assembly.
CCCCACCAACGCCCACUCCCCACUCCCCGCCGACCCCUGCGGCCCGCCAUGGCGGCGAUCCCCCAGCGUGAACGGGUCUUUGCCUUCCGCGACUUUGUGGUCAAGACCUGGGACCUCCACGACGCACACUGGACGGGGAGAACGGUGCUGGAUGUGGCCGGAGGUGGGGAGUGCCAUGCCGCAGCGACGUGUUCGUCCUCGGGCGGGAUCCCAAAGCGCGACGAAAAGAAGCGUCCGGAAGUGGGAGACCACGUCGGGUGCAUCGCCCUGGGAAUUCUUUCGGCUGAUCCGGUGCCGAGGCAAGGGGGACCUGUCGUGGCUGCUGGCGAAUGCCGAUGCCUUGGACUCGGUGGUCGUGGAUCCCCGCUGCACGGAUCACACGAAGAUCACCCGGACAGCCAAGUGGCACUUUGAGACGCGUCAUGAAGAUGAAAGGUCUUUGACUGAAGAUCGUGGACCCCAAGGGCCCCUUCGACACUUGGCGCUGCAGCCGCCCUGGCGACCUCCACGACACCUACGGGUCUACAUGGACCAGGAGCUGCUGGAGCAUCGUCGUAAGCCCUUUGUGGAGUGGAAGUUUUUCUGGGAGGAGGCGUCGAAGAGAGCCGAGCAGACGGAGCGCUGCGGGCAUCACCAAUCACUGGAGUUGGAGAACAGUCAAGGAGCCCCUCGUGCUGUGCGCAUUGAGGAGGCUGCAGAGGCCCUUGAGGCGAUUCACUCCUGUAGCCUCAUCUUGGGCUUCCACCCCGACCAGGCCACCGAAGCCUGCAUCGACCUGGCGUUAGAGCUCCAAAGACCCUUUGCGGUUUGCCCCUGCUGUGUUUUUCCGAAAGACUUUCCCGAGCGCAAGCUGUAUGGCCGUACGGUGAAGACCUACCCCGACUUCAUCGAGUACCUACGGCAGAAGCAUCCGUCCAUGCGCUUUAAAGACUUGUGCUUUGAGGAGGGGGGCUACUCAAGGAGCAUUGUCCUCUACAUGCUGCAGGAGGACUUUGACGGCGAGGAAGUGAAAAAGAUGCGUCGGGAUACGACGGGUGGAUGGUUCGAGGCAGUUCUCCGCCACAUGGUUCCCAAGUUGACUGAAACUUAUGAGGGAAUUACAGUGGAAAAGGCAGAAGAAUACCAGCAGCUCGAAACAGCUCCCGAGCGGCUGCAGGACGACAAGACCAGCGACUGCGGCGAACAGUUGAAGACGCUUUUUGAGACGAACGUGGAUCAAUGCUGGGAGAUGUGCCAGCGCAAGGCGGGGACCUUGAAGACGUUCAAUGCCGGCUGCCGGGCAGGGAACUACAUCCCAAAAACUUGA